Messenger RNA from Lentinula edodes (shiitake mushroom), 447 nucleotides. RefSeq lists its product as uncharacterized. Bases 1 to 447 code for a protein of 148 amino acids. NCBI's taxonomy places the organism in Eukaryota, Fungi, Basidiomycota, Agaricomycetes, Agaricales, Omphalotaceae. The record is from RefSeq and is a predicted model, not a curated record. The transcript has 5 exons.
AUGAGUUCGAAAGUUCGUGUAAUAUCAGCCAACACGAUGCGCUUGAGGCUACUAGAAGAACAGGCCUUACUCAAACACAAAGAAGUUGUUCAGCUCCGUGGAGUAGUUCAACGGCUGCGUUCACAAUAUGAAGCGGAAGUUGAUACGGACCAUUUGAAAUGCGUAUUCCACGACGUGACGGCCUCAGUACAUCAAUUAAGAACGGAGAUUCUGGCUUCCCUUGGCUGCAACACGGUCGACGACCAAUGUGUGAAGGCAAUCACAACUAAUGAAGCGAAAUACUUUUGGUAUUUUGUGGACGGCGUGAAAUUGACUUCCGAAAGGUUGAAAAACGCUCCCUCUUUGAAACUUGAUGAGUUGGCAGAAAGUUUACGCACUGGUGUUGUUGAAAAACGUCUCUGUAAACAGUGCAAUCAACUCUCUCAUCUGGCGCGCACGCUCAAGUGA